Humulus lupulus (European hop) is the source of this 891-nucleotide messenger RNA. RefSeq lists its product as uncharacterized. Lineage: Eukaryota; Viridiplantae; Streptophyta; Magnoliopsida; Rosales; Cannabaceae. The transcript has 2 exons. The record is from RefSeq and is a predicted model, not a curated record. The coding region runs from base 1 to 891 and encodes 296 amino acids.
AUGAGGACUCCAUCUGACAAGCGAGACAAAACAAAAUGGUUUGAAUUCCACAAUGACCGUGGUCAUCGAAUGGAUGAGUGCAUUGCCUUAAGACUCAAAGUAUCCAACCUAUUAAGACGUGGUCACCUGACUAACCUGCUCACAAACAAUGGUAAACGAACAUUUCAGCAGGAGGCAGACAGGUCAGCUGUCCAAAGAGAAGUAACCCCGCCAAAACCACCUACUAAUGAACGAACAGUGAACGUAAUAACUAGUGGCUCUGAGGUACACGGAGUCACCCAUUCAGCAGCCAAAACACAUGCCAGGAAGACCAACUGGAUCAAAGGAGAGUCCAGUGGGACUGAGAAGAAUACCAUCAACCUACCAGCACAAACCAUCAGUUUCACGACAAUAGAGUCAACCAGACUCCUCAACCCGCGUCACGAUGCUCUUGUUAUUGCAUUUUACAUUGCUAACCGUCUUACUAAACGUAUACUUAUUGAUAAUGGCAGUUCAGCUAACAUUUUGUUUUUAAGUGCUCUCAAGGAAAUGGGGAUAGAUGAAUCAACGAUCAUAAAGAAGAUUAUAAUCCUCAUCGGUUUCAAUGGAGAGCAAAAGAACAUGAUAGGAAAGAUCGAGCUACCUGUCUAUUCCGAAGGAAUCAAUCUAUGCACAAGAUUCCUGGUGGUAGACUCUCUGUCUGCUUAUAACGUGAUACUAGAUAUGUCAUCUGGAUACAUGUUCCAUCACUACAUUGCAUUUGCUGCUCCCUCGAGCAGGGAGAAAGACAGCAAGCGACUUCGCGGGGAAAGUAGCAAAGCUGCUUCAAAGAAGGCUCGGACUGAGGAUCAUCCUACAGCAGCUGCUCCUUCAAAAGAAACAACGCCACCUCCCUCUCCACUCGACCAGUAG